AGUACACUUUUGACAUUGAAUUUACAUUAACUGUUUUUUAAUGUACCUGCUUGAAAUUUGCUUCCAUUACAUUACAUUAAAUUCUACUGCCGAUUUUUAACAGUGUACUAUAGGUUUUCAGUACUCUGAAUGAAUAAUGGAAUACACCUUUAACAAUGACCCAUAUUUUUAUCUCACUCAUUUUUAUAAAUAAAUGUGCUUUUAAGCAUAUAGUUUACUGAACUUUACACAAGUACUUACCGUAAUAGAUAAUACUUUCAUUAGUAAUGUGCUUAAAAGUGCAUUUAUAAAAGUAAGUUGAGAAAUUGGGCCCACGUCUUUUUUUUCUUGACCCUUAUUAGAACAUUAUCUAUGUAGGCGCUCUGGCAUCAUUGGCAUUAAGUACUCUUUAUCAAUUCUGCUCUCUUCUCUUUAUCCCUCAAUCUAUUCAUAUGCAAAAAAAUAUUUAUCCUAAAGACUUCAACAAAAUUUUUAAAAAAUCCAUGCAUUCUUCAAGAUAUUGUGUAGAAGAAGAUACAAAUAAAUUCCUGAAUUGAGCUAAGAAUAUUCCUUUACAUGCAUUCAAAUAUAUAGUAUAUUUGAUAGGAUCUGAUCCCGUUGUACAUGUGAUUUUGCGUGCGCUUCUAUUUAUAGGAGAAUCAUAUUACACAUAUUUCUAGAAAUCUCCCUCGAUAAGAAUCAGUUACAUUUAAAUCAUCUCUCUAACCAAUCAAACGCUCACUUAUUUAGGCUUUUCUCAGGAAAGUUUUGAUUGGUUUACAAGAGAGCUAUUCUGUCCGAGGACGAUUCGAAUCAGUCAGUUUGCACUGUACUUUGCUUACACGACGGUUUAUGUAUACUCUUUCUGUUGAGUUGUGCGAGUGGAUAUACAGGCAGUGUAGAAUAUCUAACGUCGAAUAAUUGUUUCGCUAUCGAAAUUUCUUUGCGUUUUUAAAGCUUGAUAUGUUCAGAAAGUCGGGCAGUUAAUAUUUUUCCGCUUUGCGAAAGAACGCGGGAGAAAAAAAAACGAGAGUUCGUCUUUUCGAGCGGUUUUGUGGCCGGAGAAGGCUCAAGAAGGCGAGUCUAUCCGGAGUCCCCGAUUUCAAAGCUGAAUAAAAUAGAGGGAAAGAGAAAUAAAAAUAUUUCGAUAUAUUUAGAUCGUGAAGUUUUCUUUUUUAAAUGUUAAAGGCGAGAGCUUUUCGGGACAAAUCUUUUGUGGAAUUUCAUUUUCUAAUGACUCGUGGAACAACGUAUUCGUGACGGCAUUACAUUUCGGGAAUCUAUUGACUCUCGUUUGCCCUUCGCGUGUUUGUUUACAUCGCCGAGGCGGUUGCGCGAGAAAAGAGCGAACUGUUAGGACAAAGCGGCCAAACAGAUAAGGAAAUCCGAUUUCUCUGUCGCGCUCGGUUUAUUCGUGGCGAGAACUAGCGAUAUUAUAAUGAGAUUAACCGCCAUCGAUCGGUUUAUCGGUCUGAAUCGCCGAACGCGGAAACGACCGCUGGUCGGCCCAACUGGAUCUCCCUUUCUGGACAUCCUUGUUAUGCAAACCAGGGCCUGCCGUUGGUUCCGGAAAAACAAAUCUGUUAAUCGUCCAAAGCAAGCGACCUUUCGAGAUGAAGCCAUUAUAUCAAUGUCAUUGGCCGGAGAGGUGACUGACGCUUCGAUCAUGGAAGUAGGACGUUCUAGACCACAGUUUCAAUAUUCUCGGGAGGAUCUAAUGCUGAUAAAAAAUUUGCGAUUAUCUAGACGCAGGCCUACAUUCCUAGAUAUCGCUUAUAAUAACUCGCGAGGCGUUUGGGAUCCUGAGCGCUGGCAUUCGGAUAGAAAGCGUAGCGAUACACCCCCGAAAGAAGAAAGGACUGGACGUGGUGAUCAAAUCACUGAGAAUCAUAGUAAGCGACGUAACAAUGGCGAUCCACGAGACCGAAUACGUAAAGAACAAGACGGCAUCGUUUUGAGCCCACAACGAAGAAGUUUUAAUUCGGGAUGUUUCGUUAACGUGAAUCAGCCACCAAGCCGGCGUCCGGAGAGCCCGAUUGGCAAAACAGAGGUCAGCCAUCGUGAACCUGUCCGUCGAAUCGGUAGCGGGAGAAUUUUGACACGAGAUAUAUGGGACUACAGAGCGGAAAACGAAAAGAUCGAAUCUGAGCGUGCGGAUUAUGGUUUUAGAUCAGGCACGGCUACUGGUGGCUCUCUGCGUGAUCGUGAUAAUAGAGAUAAUCGUGAUGGGAAAGAGCGGGACAGGGAUCGCGACAUGCGAGAAAGGGAACGUGAUCGUGACAGUCUGCGCGAGCGGGACGAGAGAUUUGAGCGGAGAUCCUUUGGCCGAGAUUAUGGGGAUCGCGGCGAAAGAGAGCGCGAUCGUGGCGACAGAGGAGUGGAUCGAAAUGAACGAAACAAUCAUCAGAUGGACCGUGAUAAGGAUCGCGGACGCGAGAAGAGAUUCGGCAAUGAUCGUCGACGGACUUAUAGUGAUACUCGUGAUGCAGAUGAACCAGAAUGGUUCAGCUCGGGACCUACGUCUCAACAUGAUACAAUCGAGCUGAGAGGUUUUGAGGAUAUCCCAGAGGAAAAGGUAGUAAUCAGUGCCAAGAGUAAGAAACAAAAUCCUGCACAGAAGAAACGGGGCAAGAGAAAUUCCACAGAGAAGGAUGAUAAAUCAAGUGAGAACUUGACGGGCCCUAAAGGACGCAGCACUCCGACCGUCAUAGAUCAGCCUAUGAACGCUGUACCGGCGCCACAUUCUCCGAUUUCCGAACAAACUGAGCAAUCUAUUACUCAAAACAAAGAGAACGACGUCAGUGUGAGUACUGUCACCGAGCCAACGUCCGAAUCGGGAGAGAACUCCAGCGCAAAUCAGAAUCAAGAGGAUGCGCAUCCUGAUUUUAAUCUGGAUGAGUUUCUAAAAUCUGAUACGUUUCCUGGCGUUUCUGGGCUGUUAACGAAUGGAGUUGGUUCGAAUAGCGGUACCGGUUCGCGAUUCAGUCAGUGGUUUAAAAGAGAAAGUCCAAUUCAACAGGCAGAUAGUCGUAGAGCUUCCAUACAAGAUGAACUACUGAACAAUUUAUUGAAUGACAUCACCGAGCCAAAUAUUCAAAUACCAUCGGUGACAGAAUCAAACACCUAUUUUGCUCCAAUUUCUCCGGCCAAUACGACCAAUAAUGUUAACACGACCACAAAUGGCGUCAAAUUACUCGAGAUGUUACAUCGUGGUAAUAAGCCAAAUCAAAAUGGCCAGGGUGACGCGAGUAAUACGGCUAUACCUAUGAUGAAAAAUUGUUCUAUUAAAGAUUUGGUUGGUGGCAAAGUUGUGCAUAGUUUGGAAGAGUUGGAAGCACGUAUGCGGGGUGGUGCUCCUCCACCUGCGACUUCGACUGAUGCACCCCGUGUAAAUAAGACUGAAGAAGAUCUCUCUGCUUUUAAGAAACUGCUUGCUCAAGUGACUGGAGGACAAGCUGUGCCUGCAGCUAACGGACCUAUCACUCAAAAACAACCUGUAACGUUAAUGCAAUUACUUAAUUCACAAUUGAAAACCCAACAGUCGUCGAUGCCACAUCAACAACCGCCCGCAGAACCAAUUCAUACAUUUAAUCACGUCGGUCCCCUUGGUCCUACUCAACAUCCGCAUCAGGCUCAGAUGCAACACGAGAAUCUAAUGAAAGUUUUGCAAAUACAGCAGCAGCAGCAGCAACAACAGCAACAGCAACAAAAGCAACAGCAACGACAUUCCGAUAUGCUAUCGAUGAUGAUGGCAAAUCAACGGAUGUUGGGUGUCAGUCCGGUGCCGACAGAGAUGCAAAUGAUGAUAAAUAAUGUUCCGUCGAGCCAAGAGCUCUUACAACGACCAGAAGCUCAAGCAAUUAUUCAAGGUUUACAGCAAGGGGAGAUUACCAGACAACAUCUAAUACAGCAAUUACAGAAUCCCGCAAUGCAGCAUCGCCAUCGAGAAGUGCUGGUGAACAUAUUGAAAAUGUAUGGUGGCACCACACCUCGCACUAUAAGUCCACAUCCUCAUCCCACUGCUCCUAUCCCUCAGGAUCAUAUCCUGCAACAAAUGCUGUAUCAACAACAACAGCAACAGCAGCAGCAACAACAGCAGCAGCAGCAGCAGCAGAGGAUUCCAUCUCCUAUGAAUAACGCUUAUUGUCCACCUCCGAUAAUAUCGCCAAAUUUAACAGCUAGUCCUAGUACUUUAACAGUGCAACAUCCAGUGAUACCGCACAGAGUACCAUCGCCAAGGGAGAUCGUUAUGCAUACUCAGUCUAUAAUGCAAAAUGCUUUAAUCAAGAAAAAAUUGGAGGAACAGCGUGAGAAUUUCCGUAAGCGACAAGAUCAGCAGCAGCAACAACAGCAGCAGCAACAAGUUCAGCAACAGCGCGCAUCGAGUCCUGUUAACUCGCCAGCUAAGCAAACAGCGAGUCCGCUUGCUUUCACUCCAACGUCCGUUUUACGUAAAAUGACUGCUGAUAAGGAACCUGACGGGAACAGCAAUGAGCCAUCCAAAUUGUCUACACAAACUCAAGCUUCUCAGAUGCAACAAAUGCAGUCGGCUGCGGUUCAGUUACUUGCACAGGGAGCUCUCUCAAGACACACCGCAUUGCGAUCACAACCUCCUGUUCAAUCAACAUGGUCGAAUCCAUCGCUUAAACAACAUCCAGGUCGACCUAUAGUAAAAGGCGGUAAUAAUAAUAAUGCAAGUGGCAAUCAGUUCCAAUAUAAUACAGGAAAUGCGGAAUUUCAACAACAGCAUAGAACAGUUCCGAAUGUUUAUGGCAAUCCAGCACGAUCUAAACACACAAUGGCAACUUCGUUACCGCAUCAUAAUGUUCCACAAUACAAUAUGGCACAAAACUCAAUUAUGAAUCAGAGAGCGAAUCCUAUGAAUACUCAGAUGAAAACGCAGCAAGUCCCAACGCAUCUCGCUAAUGUGCAACAACCACAACCACCGCAUGGAACCGUUAACAUGCAACAACAACCGCCGCAGAGAGCUGUAAAUACGCCGAUGCAACUUGUCAUGAGCCAAAACUAUAAUUCUAAUCGCACAGAUGGACGGGCGAUGCGAUCGCAACAAUUGAACAUGGCUGUUGGUCGUCAACAUUCACCAGGCCUCGGAUUUGUUGGCAGUAACGGAGGUGACCUUUCACCAACAUCCAAUCAACUAGCGCGGUGGUUCAGUCCGGAACUUCUCGCUCAAGCUCGGGCUGGUAAGCUUCCAGAGCUUGCACAAACGAACGUCCUUUCAUUGGAAGAGCUUGAGAGACUUCAACAUGCAUCAACCAUAGUGCAUAACUAAAGUGACAUUGUACUCGAAUUACGUUUCAAUUUUACAAGCGCAAAAUUGCAUUGGUAACGCUACUACUGGUCGGAGAAUCGGUAUUCUUCGUACAUUUCCUUUUACGUCCGAAGCACCUGUGUAACAUCCCCUACAUGGAUGCUGGAUACACGCCGCUAAAUUAUAAAAUGGUGCUCGCCUACAUAGAUCUUUUUAUCGAGUCUUCGUAUCGACAAGAGGUUUAUCGAAGUAACGCCAUGUAUUUUGAUUAGGAAUAGAUUAAUUGGUUGGAUGGUACUUCUUUUUCGAAAGAUCUUCUUUCGCCGAAAAUAAUUGCUGAUAUCGUUUGUAAAGCCAUUUUUCCAAGUUUCGCAGAAUGUUGUUUAGAAAUCACAACAAAUGUACAGACUAGUAUAUGAUAUUAAGAACGAAGCGUUAGAAGAAAAAGCGGACAGCUUUCUAUAUGAAAACGACGUAUUGUUUAUAAGACUGAAAAAAAAAGAAAAUUCUUAUUGUUGAUUAUAUAAUGAGCUGUUAGAGCUUCAUCUGCGUACUUUCUAAAUAACAACACACGAUAAGAUCUAUUUGCCUAAGAUAGGACUGCAAGUUUCUUAUGUGUUCCUGUUUCAUUAUCUAGCAAGAAUCUGAAAAUUACCUGGUGACUUUUGAAUAAUUAAUUUCUAUAUGUUUUUAUUCCAAGUAUAUUUGUAUCAAGUCCUUAUUUUUUUGUUGAUCAUUAACAGAUAUGAGGAUAUACUGUGGCUGUAUUUUGUAAUGAUUCAUAAGUACUAAAAGCACCAUUGCACGAUUACGUUCCUUGAAUUCGGAACAAAGCAAAACGAUAUUUUUGCUGCUGUCAGCAAGUGUGAAAAUAUUGUCUAUAUACUAUAUAUGUGUCUAACAUAAAAACUUAUAUUGUCGCCAACAAGAAUAAGAACUAGAUAGUCAAUACGUUUAAUCUAGUAUUAUUUAUAGAAUACGUCGCGCUUGCUUAUUUACGAUGGGACUUGCAAAGACCCUUAGGCAAAUAAUACGCGGAUCCUUCGAAUUUGUAAACUGCAAGAUAGCACCUGAUUACAAUUACUUACACAAAGUGGUGGUGUCGUAUUUAAUAUUCUAUUCGUAUUACUACAAACAAUGCGACCUUAUUAAUACGAAAGCGUACGAAAUAAAACGAUGAGUAUGUGACAUCAAGUCAUACAUAUAUUACAAAAAUAAAUAUAUAAUAUAUACUUCUCGUGUGUAGAAGAGCGCGUGAGAGUGUAAUGUCAUUAUCCUGAUCGAAAGUGAUACAUAGACACAACUGUUUCUUAAUAAAAAAGCUCGGAAAAUAAUAAAAAAAUUAUUCGCAGAAUUAAUUAAAGAAACUGAGCACAUUCCACCCGCCAAGGGAAUCAAAUUAAACAAGAUGUUUUUGAGAAUUUCAAUCGACGUGAAUACUGUUGCUAACAUGCAUUUGCUUUCCAUGUAAUUGUUAUCUCAAGAUUACAAUUUCCAUAUAAUUACGUAAAAAGGAUAUAUAUAUAUGUAUGAAACCAAUUUUAAAACGAUGAUUUCUAUUAAAAGUUAUAUUUCGAAAGGAGAUAAUCUUAUAUUUCAAAGGGUGAUAAUAUUGUUUACUAUUUAACUGUACAUUAGAGUCUCAUGCGCGAAUAAUUGCAUUUUUCUUUUUUCAUGGUUCAUGCAAUUAUAUUUUAUAACCUUUAGGGCUCUUGAUUCCUCAGCCGAGAAUUCUACAUUGACGAUGGCGACAUAGUAUUAUGAAAAAAAUUAAAAUUAAUACACGUGAAAUGUGACAGGUUGAUGACGAAAUUUUGUCUUGCAUGUUAUUUCGUUAUUACGUGUUUUAUUGUAAAAAUGUGACUUGUCUCAUAUUUAUCAAAUUCGUAAAAAUAGGUGGCAAGUAAAAGUUAUUUUUUAAUUUUAUACAUAAAAGCAUAUUUUUCAACAGUUGUUCGUGUGUUUCGUGAAUAGGCUUUAUUUUAUGUGCUUUUUACAACUAGUUACUGUCAGAGGAAAAAAAGAUGGUCGAGGCCCAUUUCUACAAAUGCUUUAAAACAAUCUUAUUCUGUUUUAUUCAAAUUCUGUUUAUAAAUGCCACAGAUGAAAUUUUUAUGUGUUAUUUUAUGAUGUCACAAUCUCAAUAUGGCUGCGCGAGAAGUCAGGAGCCUUGAGAAUUACAGCUUGAGAGCCAAAAUAAUUUGCAUGAUAUUUUAUAUUUAAGAAAAAGGAAAAAAACAAAACAAGUAUUUUAUUGGAAGAGAAUAUUUAUCUUUUUUUUUAUUAAUUGUUUAACAUUUAUAUAAACAAGUUACCUAUUUUAAUUUUUAAAUAUUGAUUCAUAAUUUACUUGCAUAUGCUAAUCUUCUUUUUAUUAUUGCGUAUAACUGUAUAGAAAGUUGUAAUAAGGAACAUGAAGCAAGUUUACACAUUUGAAAUCCCAGGAGGGAAAUAACGUUUAUUUUCAUAAUUAUUUUGUGCUUGCAGAUGAAACAUUAUAUGAACUCAGGUUUGCGUGGUACAUGUUAUUACGACAAAAUGUCCUAAUAGUACUGUAAGCACUAUAAUUUCGAUAAAUAUUGUGUGAUAAAAAUAUUUUAGGUAAACAUUAUUUACGUCAGUGCCACAUUAAUCUGCAUUCACAUAUUUACUCUCGCCAUUGGAUCUUGCUGAUCUCUUGUACGCUUGUUAUCCUAUAUAUAAGAAAUAUUCUUUGUAUGAUAAUAUUUUAUAAGAGAGACAGAGCUUAUCUUCAAAUGCAUACAAGUUCUAUUUGUAACAUUCAUUUACAUUCAACAAUCAACUAGAUUCUUAACUGAUAUAUAAGCAUAUGUUGAAUUAUAUGCAUAUUAUAUAUAUCAACUAUAUACGUAUAUAUUGUAUUAUAUUUGAUAAAAUAUAUAUAAAAUAUGUAGAACAUAUUUUAUACAUAUACAUUAUAAUAUAAUAUGAUAAGAUGAAUGUCGAAAAUAAUUUGCACGUAGAUGACAAUUACGAAAUAAUACACAUGAACUAUUCGCAAUGACAUUCAUAAAUUUUACAAUUCGCGAAAUUUCGAAAAAUGCAAGAUUGCUUGUGGGACUCUAACGUUACGCCAAAUGUACUCGUCGCAUUCGUAGGUUCGAAAGAAAUGCAUUAUAUGGUACAAAUACUUGUACAUACGUGCGACGAAGAAAAAAAAGAAGUUUUGUUUUUAUAGCAUUUCUAUUUGUCGAUACAUUUUCUCAUCUGACGUAUUGAUGGCAAUUUUUCAAAUUGUAUCUUGAACUGAUUUAUCAUCAUAAAUUUAUCUCAAGCGUCCAAAGCAUGAGCGUACAAAGCGCAUUAAAACAAAAAGUAAAAGAAAUUUAAGUCAUUAGACCGUGAUAUCUGAAUGCAAGUAUCAUCGAAAAGAGAGAAGAUUGGAAUUCCGAUUACUGUGCUAACGUUAUUUUACUACACGUGCGAUAUACCGAAGUAAAAAAAGACAUCUAUUGUGUGUAAAAAAAAUAGUUCCUCAAUAGAUACUUUCAACAAAACUCUAGUUGAGGAAAUAUUUUUUAAUGAAAUUUAUUUAACAUUCACUUUAAAAAUUCAAUUGGCAUGAUUAAAAGAUACUCUUAAUACUAGAACGACCGUAAAAAUUGUCGCGCGCAUAUUUUAAAUGAUUAAGAUAAUUCUAAUUUAAACGGCUUUAUGACUUUGUUAUUUUACAUUCGUUUUGACUUGCAAUUUUAUUUUUAUUUCUAUUUUUUUUAUGUUUAAUGUUUAUCUUUAAAUUAUCCGGAAAUGGUUAAAGCCAAAAGCCGGUCUUUCUAGUAUUGAAAUCGAAAUUUCUUUGGACGUUCUUCGAAAUUCCGCGUUUUUGAAUGUAACAUUUGUUGACUUGGUGGUAGCGAUUUCUACUCUUUUGAGACAAAAGGAUUGCUAUGUUUUAACAACAUUGCAUUUCAAUUUAAUUUCACGUUUCUUGGAUGAGGGCGAAGCUUGUUAACCAAUAUUUGAUAGAAGAACAGAGGCAAAGUGAAGAAAUUCUAAUCGAGAUGCGCGAGGAAGCAUUAGCGCGAUCUUUUUAUAAGACGCAAUUGCAGUAAUUACAUUUCUGCUUUUAUUAACUGGAAAAUAUUUGCGAACGAGAUCCGAUGCAUUUGCGAACUUAAAGAUUGUUCCGUAACUUGAAGACACAUUUUUGUAAAUAAAUCGAUUCCCGAGUAAACGCUAAAGUACGUUUAGUCUGUGCACUGUGGGUCGAUGACUUGUAUAUAAACAAAGUUACUGAAUAUUAUAUUACGUGAAGUCGAGAAAGAGAAAAUGUCAAAUAAAUACAAAAACUGUAA
This is a messenger RNA of Solenopsis invicta (red fire ant), 9567 nucleotides long. Its product is annotated as eukaryotic translation initiation factor 4E transporter. Gene Ontology annotation, biological process: negative regulation of translation. Gene Ontology annotation, molecular function: mRNA binding. NCBI's taxonomy places the organism in Eukaryota, Metazoa, Arthropoda, Insecta, Hymenoptera, Formicidae. The record is from RefSeq and is a predicted model, not a curated record. Gene Ontology annotation, cellular component: cytoplasm; nucleus. The coding region runs from base 1418 to 5272 and encodes 1284 amino acids. The transcript has 16 exons.